Cololabis saira (Pacific saury) is the source of this 2482-nucleotide messenger RNA. RefSeq names its product phosphatidylinositol glycan anchor biosynthesis, class V (gene pigv). The record is from RefSeq and is a predicted model, not a curated record. NCBI's taxonomy places the organism in Eukaryota, Metazoa, Chordata, Actinopteri, Beloniformes, Belonidae. The coding region runs from base 416 to 1939 and encodes 507 amino acids. Gene Ontology annotation, cellular component: endoplasmic reticulum membrane; mannosyltransferase complex. The transcript has 3 exons. Gene Ontology annotation, molecular function: GPI mannosyltransferase activity; alpha-1,6-mannosyltransferase activity. Gene Ontology annotation, biological process: GPI anchor biosynthetic process.
AUUGGUAAAAACUUGACUAUUAACAUUUCGCUAAUCAAAACAAAACAGGAAAAAAAACAUACUUGUGAAGCUUGGAAGAAUGAAUUAGAUGUGAGCACACGAGCUUUUAUUUUGAAAAAUCAUUGUACGUACCGGAAGUAAAACAGUCACUAAAGGAGGGAUCCAGCUACAGUAUAAAGGUGUGAAGACAAAGAUCCCAGCUAAGCGACGAAACUAACACCUUUACGACGAGUUGUUGUUUACCAUUUCUAGUGUUUGGAUAAUAAGUAAAAGCCCGCUUAAUUUCCUAUUAUUUCCCCCGGAUAGUUAAUUUUUUUAAUAUAAAAUAUGACAAAUCCAGCAGAGCGUUCCUCGUAGCAGCAGCAGUGGUCAUGGCUCACCUAACCGGCUUUUCAAGAAAUUAUCUGCCUCAUCAAUGACCAUGGAUGUGCGAGCAGUUCUGGAGUUUGCCACAGUUACCAGGGGUGUCUCUCUGUUACUGCAGGCUGUCUUUAAUGCUGCCAUCCCCGACCAUGAAGCUGAUGCGUUCACGCCCCCUCGGACAGAAGAACCUCUGUACCUGGACUCGGUGGUAGAAUGGUUGUUUGGUGGCCUUUCGCGCUGGGAUGCUGAGCACUUCCUCUUCAUUGCUGAGAGGGGGUACCUCUAUGAGCACAACUUUGCAUUUUUCCCACUCCUUCCUGUGAUCCUGCGAGGCAUGGCAGAGACAGUGCUGUGGCCCCUCAGCAGCUGGCUGAGCGUGCGGGGGCGGCUGCUGGUGGCUGUAGCGCUGGGCAACAGUGCCCUCUUCCUGCUCAGCGUGGUCGCUCUGCAUGCCCUGAGCAGAACAGUUCUGCAGGACAGACGUCUCGCUCUGCUUGCCAGCUUGCUUUACUGCAUUACGCCUGCAAAUGUUUUCAUGACAGCUGGAUACUCGGAGAGUCUGUUUGCCGCACUCACUUUUGGAGGUCUGUUCCUCCUGGAGAAAGGCUUUACUUUCAGAGCCUGCCUUGCCCUCAGCAUAGCUGCUGCCGCACGAUCAAAUGGACUUGUUAACAUAGGGUUUCUACUGUAUCUCCCAUCACUACAUGCCAUUACCCAGAUCCGUGUGUACCGAACAACAACUAAAGGCCACUGUAGAAUCCUGCACUACAUUUGCGUGAUUAUCCGUCUCCUGCUCACCUCCCUCUUUGGAACGGCAAUAAUUGCCCUCCCCUUCUGUGCUUUCCAGUACUAUGGCUAUAGGGCAUUUUGCACCCCAUCCACUUCCCUGGAGCAGGUCCACCCUGCUCUUUUGACGCUGGCUGAGCGGAAAGGCUAUCGGGUACCAGAUGAAAAUGGUCCACCACCCCUCUGGUGUAUGAGACCGCUGCCCCUGCUUUAUUCUCACAUCCAGGAUGUGUAUUGGGAUGUGGGCUUCCUCCGUUACUUUGAGCUGAAGCAAAUACCAAACUUUAUUCUGGCUCUUCCUAUGGCUACACUUGGCAUACUGGCUACUUAUGGAUAUUUUCAAGCUAAUUCAGAACUUUGUCUAAGACUGGGACUUUGGGAGUCUGGUACAAACAAAAGACUUGACAAGCCCACGCCAGGCUUUUUCAACCCCAGAGUGUUUGUGUAUAUGGUACAUUCUGCUGUGCUCCUGGUGUUUGGGACACUGUGCAUGCAUGUGCAGGUUUUAACCAGAUUCAUGGCCUCCUCAUCUCCUGUGCCCUUCUGGAUCAGCGCUCAUCUACUCCUCCUCAAUGAGCCACUUCUUCAUCGGAGGAAAAAUUCAACCCCCAAUGUGACGCUAGAGAGCCACUCCAGAAAUAGUUGCAAGCACACGCCUCAAAACCCCAUCACUGCACUGCUACCACAUUUUAAAGCCUGUUCUCCUACCACACAAAGCAUUCUGGGAUACUUCCUGUCAUACUGGGUGUUGGGCCUUGCACUGCAUUGCAAUUUCUUGCCAUGGACUUGACUUCAUGGAUUACACUGAGGUUUCAUUUGUAUUUAUUAAGUUGUAAAGUUGUAUAGACUAUAGAGCUGUUUAAGGCAUGUCAUCAAUAGAAACUUUUUUGAAAUAAAUUUCCAAUAGUUUGAAUUUCAGGAAAAGAGAAAAUGAGUUUAUCAAAACUAAUUGCAAAUGUAUUUGCAACACUUAUCUAUACCCGUAUCUCAUUAAUUUAUUUUUGUACUUGAAAGUCACUUCAGGAAAAAAAGGAUGUACAGUUCUAAUUAAUUCUGUUGUUUUGCCUUUUCCUACAUGGUUUACUUUUUAAACUGAUGUGUUUACGAUAUGGAUCAGUUUGAACUGCACAUCAUUGGCACGUGUUUGCAGUUGCAUGCCUGUACUUUGUAUUUUAUUUUAUUUUUUUAAUUAUUAGUGCUGAGUUCCUACACAAACUUUAAAAAAGGAAUUGUUCAUCUAAUUCAAUGCACUGCAUGUUUAGAAGAGUUAUUCUAAGUUGUACCUUGGAUCUUUUUAAAUGAGCAUGAAAAACAUUAAAGAAGCUCAAUUUUA